Molecule: messenger RNA, 486 nt
Organism: Bactrocera neohumeralis
Lineage: Eukaryota; Metazoa; Arthropoda; Insecta; Diptera; Tephritidae
Gene: HSPC300
Product: probable protein BRICK1-B
Exons: 3
Coding region: 68-298 (76 amino acids)
Biological process (GO): actin filament organization; cell motility; regulation of actin polymerization or depolymerization
Cellular component (GO): SCAR complex
Molecular function (GO): protein-containing complex binding
Source: RefSeq, a predicted model, not a curated record
UCGACCAUCAUUAGUGCUUUAGUUAUUUACUUGUUAAGAAAAACUUUGUAGGUUCGAGGCUUAAGAUAUGAGUUCUAUGCAUAGAGAGGGUGUUCAAAAACAAAUACAUCAAGACUGGGCGAAUCGUGAAUAUAUAGAAGUGAUAACAGCAAGUAUUAAGCGGAUAACGGAUUUCCUUAAUUCAUUCGAUAUGUCUUGCCGGUCACGUCUUGCUGUUUUGAAUGAAAAGUUGUCCACGCUGGAACGACGAAUUGAUUAUCUGGAAGCAUGUGUAACUCAAGGAGAAACACUUACAUGAGUUCAGAGUGUAAGAUACGACCACAAGGAGAGUCAGGAUCAAUGUCACCAGGAUGCGCCAUUUUUUUUACACCUGUCUCUCCCCCCUCUAAUUAUUUUAAUUUUUAAUAUUUUUUUUGUAAAAUUUUUUUUCUGUAUUCUUAAGAUAUCAAUAAAAACACCAUAAAAAAUGGAUAGUAAAAAUAUUAA